AUGUCACUAUUCGGCUCCUCUACUACCGCCCCUUCCAAGUCCUCCGAGGAGAUCAAGGCCGCCCUCGUGCAGCAGCUGCAGCAGGAGGCGGCUAUGAGCAAUGCCCGCGCUCUGAUCGGAAAAAUUAACGAGCACUGCUACGACGCCUGUGUUCCCGCCCCGGGCACCUCGCUUUCGUCCAAGGAGAGCGGUUGCCUGUCGAGCUGCAUGGAGAAGUACAUUGCCAUGUGGAACGUCACCAGCCGCACCUACAUUGCCCGUGUCUCCCAGGAGAGCAAGAAAAUGGGCGGCGAUGCUUCUGCCCUGGUCGCUAUGGGUACCCAGUAG
Messenger RNA from Penicillium maclennaniae, 327 nucleotides. It is a transcript of the gene tim13, whose product is annotated as protein translocase subunit TIM13. The transcript has 2 exons. NCBI's taxonomy places the organism in Eukaryota, Fungi, Ascomycota, Eurotiomycetes, Eurotiales, Aspergillaceae. The record is from RefSeq and is a predicted model, not a curated record. Bases 1 to 327 code for a protein of 108 amino acids.